Molecule: messenger RNA, 453 nt
Organism: Pelagomonas calceolata
Lineage: Eukaryota; Pelagophyceae; Pelagomonadales; Pelagomonadaceae
Source: the annotation of a GenBank genome assembly
UCUAUACUCGUCGUGCAGAACAACCUUGCGGGCUCCUACAGAUCACUUGGGAGACUUGACGACUGCCUACGCACGCAGCGAGACGUAUACUCUGGGCGUUUGAAGCUUAACGGCGAGGAACAUGAAAUGACCCUCCGAGCGGCCAACAACUACGCGAUGCUUCUUAGUACUCUACGGCGCUUCGAAGAAGCGAAGAGAGUACUACGCAAAGUGGCGUCCGUAGCGCGACGUGUUCUCGGUGCUGAACACGCGCUCUCGUUGUCUCUGCGCGAGGAUCUCUCUCGCGCGACACUGGACGGAGACUCCUCCGGCAAUGAAAAGCGCCAGGCGCUUCAGAUGCUCGAGGACACUGUCGUAGUCAUGCGGCGCGUUUUGGGUCCGGCUCACCCCGACGUGUUGCGUGCUCAGAGAAAGCUGGAGGGCUAUCGCAAGGAAAUUCCUCCUGCCGCGUAA